Molecule: messenger RNA, 1129 nt
Organism: Scheffersomyces amazonensis
Lineage: Eukaryota; Fungi; Ascomycota; Pichiomycetes; Serinales; Debaryomycetaceae
Gene: TFB3
Product: TFIIH/NER complex subunit
Exons: 2
Coding region: 31-1074 (347 amino acids)
Biological process (GO): positive regulation of cyclin-dependent protein serine/threonine kinase activity; regulation of transcription by RNA polymerase II; nucleotide-excision repair
Cellular component (GO): transcription factor TFIIH holo complex
Molecular function (GO): cyclin-dependent protein serine/threonine kinase activator activity
Source: RefSeq, a predicted model, not a curated record
UACAUUAAUACAGAUAAAUCUUCAGAUAUAAUGGUGAUUCUAGAAGAUGAUAGGUCUCAGGACAUGUGUCCGAUCUGUAAGACCGAUAAGUACUUAUCUCCUAAUAUGAAUUUCCUUGUAAAUCCUGAAUGUUAUCAUAGGAUAUGUGAAUCAUGUGUAGAUCGUAUCUUUUCAUUAGGUCCAGCACCAUGUCCAUAUCAAAAUUGUGGUAAAAUCUUGAGAAAGAAUAAAUUCAAACAGCAAAUCUUUGAUGAUUUGGCUAUUGAAAGAGAGAUCGAUAUACGAAAGAAAGUUGGAGCCAUUUAUAAUAAGACAGAAGAAGAUUUUGAGGAUUUAAAAGAAUAUAAUAAAUAUUUGGAAACCAUUGAAGAGAUUAUCUUCAAAUUAAAUAAUGGAGAAGAUAGAGAAAAGACUGAAGCAGAAUUGUAUAAAUAUGAACAAGAACAUAAAUUAGAAAUAUUAGAAAAGAAUAUUCGAGAAAGUCAGAAGAAUGCUGAUGCUCACAAAUAUAAGGAAGCCAUGGAAAGAUUAAAACAAGAGAAGUUAAAGGUUGAGAAACAACAUGAAUUAGAAGAUUUAGAGUACCAAAAACAACAACAACAAGAAUUAUUGGAUGUAUUAGCCAGUUCGAAUUCUACUGCAAGUGCUCAAGAAAUUAUUAAGAAACAACGUGCUAAUGCUUCUAAGCGUGCUACCUUACGUAAAGAACAAUUACAACAGAUUAAUUCCCAAUUAGAGAAUCAAUUUAAUCCUAUAUAUCAACAGAAGUUACUCGAACAACAAUUGGCUGCGAGUAAAGUACCUUUUACACCAUUUCAAGGGGAUAGAGAUUUACAUAAGCAAUAUAGUUUAUUACCUAUACCGACAGAAAUUGAUAAAUUAAUGGAUAUAGAACAUCAUAUUAGUGAUAGUUAUAAUGAUCCUUACUUGAACAAAUUAGCCAAGAGUAAGGAAUACUUGGGAGCUGGCUGGAGAUUAACGACUGUAUACGAACGUGCUUUGGAUGAAGCAUUCAUAGGAUUAGGAUGUAUCAUAGAUCAAGAGAAACGACCUCAAAAGGUGGAUGCUGUUUAGUUUAGUAUAAAUAUGUAAUCAUAGUUAUCAUUUUAAUUAACUAAUAUAUACAAGU